CGGUGGGGCGGGGCGGGGCUUCUGCGGACCGUGUCCGCUGCGGGUCCGUUGGGCGGCGGCGGGUGACGGGAGGCUGUCCCCGAGCGUCGCGCGGGGCCCGUUCUUCUGAGCAGCUGCGUCCUGAAGCGGGGGACGGGCCCCCGCCUCGGCAAGCCCGCUGCGGGCUGCGUCCCGCUCACCCCAGCAGCGUGUUAGCUCGGGAGCCUAACGGCGGCAGAGCGCCUGCUUCUCCGCCAUUCAUUUCAGCUGAAUGUUUUAAGGGAGACAGGGAGACAAACACCGUGGCUUCAUGUCCGCUCCUCCUUCCCCCCCAGCUAAUCCCCGAUCUGGCGAGUAGAUGAGGCAUGUUCUGCCAUGGUGCUGCAAAAGCUACUUCUACAAAUGCCUUAAUGGAACAGUUACGUUUAAAAUACCAACAAAAACCAUGGACUGAAACUCAGAAACUUGUCCAUUUUUGUAUGGAUAAGCCACUUCAACAGCCUGCUAGUAAUGCUCCAGAUAGUCCAUUGCUCUCUUGCAUGGAGAAGAUACAGAGGACAUUAAAUGGUAAUGAGCUGUCAGCUAAAUCUUUGUUUUCUGUGAUGAACAGAUUGGAAUAUUUAUCCAAACAAAAAGGGCUUAAUGCUCAUGUUAGCCCCAGUGGGACUGCCUGCUACAUAACAUCAAACAUGUUUUAUAUAGAAGUUCAGCUGGAGAAGGAUGGAAAUGUGAUUGAUGUAAAGUUGGCUCAUUUUGGAGAAGCUCCUGUGGUUUGUGAUGACUUGGUGCAGCAUCUAAGGAUGAAGAACUAUGAUGCCUUUGGAAAGAUUCUAGAAGACCUGUCAAAUCUGUAUCAAAUUCCAGGAAACAGCAAAAUGCAAGCUAAGGCAUACUUCGCUUUGCGGGCCCUUGAAAGAGACCUUUAUGCAAUGUCUCUUGUAGACAGAACACAGGAUGUAAACAGAGUUACUGAAGUACUUCAUGGAAAAGUAGGACACCUGGUGCCAAGAACUGGAGGAACUCUUACGAACAUCGAAUUUUACAUUUCUCCCUAUCAAGUUUUGGAAGCAGAACUAAACCCCGGUUCCCGGGUAUGUGGAACAAAAACGGUUGUAACUGUUGAAGGCACGGAUACACUCCACAAACUUCCUCUUUCUCCACUGCUUGUAGAUUCUCAAGCUGGAGAGGACGGUAACCCUGCUUUUCUACCACUGACUGAUGAAAUCAGCAUGGAUUUGCCAGCAUUUUUUGUGUUGAAGUUCUAUCAGCCUAUUCCUAUGUCCUCAUCCAGUAUUGAAGAGAUCCAGAGGCUCACAGGAAUUCAGAUUACUGGCUUGAAACUAGCUCCCCUAUAUGAGCUGAUUGUUCAGUCUGCCCUUAAAGAAAAAUGCAGUGAAGACUUGUCUACAGAUAAAUCCUGUUUCUUUGUGUCUCUUCCAGAUUGCCCAAAGCACUGUUACUUCAUAAACAAGGGCUCAGAAAAAUCAGAUUUAUCAGGAGCCCUGGUCAGUAAAAUCCCAUUUAGCCACCCGAAGUGUGUGCCUGGUGUAAUAGAGAUUCUUCGACAUCAAGUGGCAUAUAACACUCUUAUUAGCAGCUGUGUCUCUGACAAGCAUAUAAAUGAAGAUGACUCAGAACUGCUUUACUUUGAAGUGGUACCACACAAGAACACCAGCUUUUGUGUCUUUUUCCUUCAUCCUGUGAAAGAGAAUUUAGCCUGUGUGCUAAUUGAUGUCAUAACCUCCAGAGAAGUCCAAUGUCACCUUCAUUUAAAUCCUCAAGAUCCAACGCUAAAUUCUAGUGAUGACUUCAUAGCAAGAGCUGUGAAGCGCUGCAUGUCAGUCCCAGUUGUCAUGAGAGCUAUUUUCAGGAAUGCUGCCAAGGUGAAAGCUGAUAGUGAAACACAAGACAUGGAAGCAGACGCAGAACAAAAACCUGAACCACCACAUGAGCAAAUUACGGAUUCUAGUAGUCUUGAAGAAAGUCUUUCUGGGGCUGGUCAGCAAGAUUUAGUAGUGACAGAUAAGCCAAGUAUUACAGACAGCCCAAACCAAAAUGGCUCCACAGCCAAACUGGAAACUCCGGGUAAUAACACGGAAAAAGGUAACUCCGCAGUAAGCACGGAAACUCUGUGUGGAGUGGAAGAAAGUAAUUCCACAGCUAGUACAGCAGCUGUUAUGAUAGAUAAGUAAAACACACAAUGUAUUGUUUGAUAAUCAAAGAAUAAAGGAAUAUUUUCCCUGGCA
Messenger RNA from Columba livia (rock pigeon), 2225 nucleotides. RefSeq names its product mediator of RNA polymerase II transcription subunit 1. Lineage: Eukaryota; Metazoa; Chordata; Aves; Columbiformes; Columbidae. The record is from RefSeq and is a predicted model, not a curated record. Gene Ontology annotation, cellular component: mediator complex. The transcript has 17 exons. Gene Ontology annotation, molecular function: transcription coregulator activity; nuclear vitamin D receptor binding; nuclear retinoic acid receptor binding. The coding region runs from base 345 to 2171 and encodes 608 amino acids. Gene Ontology annotation, biological process: cellular response to thyroid hormone stimulus; regulation of transcription by RNA polymerase II.